AUUACAGUUGACAUUUGAUGGGCUCUGCGUGCUGGGUUUCAAGUACCUAAUCCUCACAAACAACCCCAUGAGACAGACAUUAUUAUUCCCAUUUUACAGGUAGGGAAAGUCAGGUACAAAGAAAGCACAAAACUAAGUGGCUGAACUGGUUUUGAACCCUGGUAAUCUGGCUAGAGCCCCCUCUCCUUCACUAAACUAAAUUGCACCUGCCAGUGAUGGGAACAACAGCUUUGAAAGUAGAAAGCUAGGCCAGAUGACAGAGAGGUGUGUUGUCGGGCAGCCCAGGACUUUUUGCCUUGGUGAAGGCAGGUAAGAAACUUGGAGGCUGACAGUGUGUGUAUAUGGAAUCUCAGACUUCUCUCUAGUCAGUGAUUCCAGAUCUUUGCAUUUGACAGAAGAAACAAUGCAAGGAAACAAAAGCCACAUUCCUGCAAAGUUGCAGCUUUCAUUUAGGCACCCUAAGAACAUUCAAAACACAACUGCCAUCUAUUAGUAUCAUCAUUUCAUAAAAGCAAGUGCAUUUUAAUUCCCAAAAUAAGAAAGACUCAUCUAAAUAAAAAGCAGUCAUUCCCAAGGAGGGACAGUCAUUGACUUCACACCAACAAAUGGACUUCCCUCUGUUUUUUUUUUUUGUUGUUUUUUUUUUUUCCACUUUGCUGUAAACUAAUGAAAAUGUCACUCUGGGCAUGGCCUCUGCCUCUCCAUCCCUCUGCAUCAUUUGAGAGCAGAACCAAAAGAAGUGGGCCUUAGGUGUAGCAGAAAAGUGUUAGAUUAAAGCCAAGAAGAAACUCCUUUUUCGGAAACCUUUAAAGAACAGGUAAGCACAGCAUUUGCUUAGGAAAUAAGGGUUGCAGAAUCAAGUCCAUGGACUGGAGAGGCCAGUAGCCCUGGGUGCUACCCCGGAGAAAGGCAGGCAGGAAUCUUGUUCUGAAGGAUCUAGCCUCAGAUCCACUAGGGUAGCCUUAAAACCUAAAGCUGUCCCAACAGGCAGCCAUUUCCUGCCUGGAGUUCAUAGGGCAUGACAGGUGGUUUUAUGGCAGCUGGAGACCUCCAAGGGCCUCUGUUACCCCUCCUUGCAGUAGUCACCCACCUUGGGGCUGGGUAGAGUGCUACGAAUGACCUUGAGGAGGACCAAGAACAGUAGAGAGGAAGGAAAGAGAAAAGCCACCUGGCAGUUGCCUACAUCCUGGGGUGUGAUGGGUGAAGGCUCUGGCAGGCAGGACUUGCUGGCUGCAGCAGCCUGAGGAUGCUGUUUCCCUCCUUCCCCACCUCCUUCAAGGUAGCCCGGGGCCUAGAACCUUCCAGCAGGAGCUCAAAGCCAGGCAGGUAAAGCCCUCUUCUGGCACAACAAUGCUCCAUGCUGGUUCUGGGCCUGAGCCUGGCUUGGGACUUGUCACCUCCCUGUUUUGUAUAAGAAGGCAAGGCUGCAGGGUAUGGGGACAAGCAAGGAAGGGGAAAAGAGAGAAGGGUCUGCUCUCACCUGCCCCAUCCGAUUGAGACCAAGUCCUCCAAAGCGGGAUUCUCAUGUUUCUGGAAUAGUGGCAUUUUUCUGACUCCCCAGGGGGCCUCAAGCCUCAUCUCGUCCUGUAGGGUUGAAUGGGACAGCGUGCUGGGUGCUAGGGUGUGGGGCCCUGAACUGUGAUACUCCAAGAUUUAGGUCCCCAUCAUGGAAAAGCAUACACCUACCCAGAUUGUAAUCCUGGAGUUAGAGAAUGAUAAAUGUGGAUCCCCCCAGUUGCAAACAGUCACAGACUAUGCCAGACAGGGGCAGUCUCUUCCUCCUCCAUGGUCACACUGGUCAAAUGGGCCUUGAGCCCCUGUACCCAGAUUCUCUUGUCAUGGUUCUGCCCUCAAGUCCUCAAAGAAUGACAGAAGUCAUGAUUUGAGCACCUAAGUGCAAGACUUUACCGGAUGUUGGAGAUGCAGAGAGGGCUGCCUUCAAGAGCUUCUGGCUAGACGGGUAGAUAUUACCUACUACAGGGGAACUACAGCUGCCGAAAAUGAUGGGUUUGCCUGAGGACUGCAGGACUUUAUGAAGUGCUCCCCUUGAUGGAAGGGGGCCCUGCCUGCAAAGCACCUCGAGGCCCAGCAGUGGAUCUGUGUUUCCUUUGUUGCCCAGGUUCUGAUGCUGGUAUCCUGGUUCCUGGCCCCGCCAGAGUUCUGGUUCCAGAAGGCCCUUGCCAGGUGCCUUGGGCCUCGCUCCCACCCGGGCGCAAGGCCACACUGAAGACAUGGGCCUCCUCUUGUACUGCUGAUGACAUAAGCUUGGUGGGCUCCAUGCUGGAUGAGGAGGACAACAGUGUCAAAAUCCAAGCUCUGAACACACUUAAAGCUUUCUCUGGCAUCAGAAAAUUCAGGCUCAAAAUCCAGGAACACACCAUCAAGGUACUGGAACUGAUCUCUACCAUCUGGGAUUCGGAGCUCCAUGUUGCAGGCCUCAGACUCCUCAACAGCCUCCCACUGCCUGACUACGUACACCCACAGCUGCGACGGGUGAUGCCUGCCUUGAUGGAGAUCCUUCAGUCCAACUAUAUCCUGGCACAGGUGCAAGCCAUACGAUUGCUGAGCUACCUGGCACAGAAGAAUGACCUUCUGUAUGAUAUUCUCAACUGCCAGGUGCACUCCAACUUCCUGAACCUGUUUCAGUCCACACAGCCCGGGAGUCUGCUGUUUGAGGUACUGGUGUUUGCUGAGCGGCUAAGUGAGGGCCGGAAUUCACCCCACUACCGUGCUGUGAAGUGGCAUUACAAUGAACAAUCUUUGCAUGAAGCUCUCUUUGGGGAUGAGUCACGACUGGCAGAUCGGCUGCUCGCCCUGGUCAUCCACCCUGAGGAGGAAGUUCAAAUCCAGGCCUGCAAGGUCAUAGUCAGCCUGCAGUGCUCCCAGGAUGUGGGAGUCCGGCCCUCUUCCUGCAGGCCCAGUCAUUCCUACUUUAAUAGCGGGGAAAAUAAUUAAGGAGAGCCAAUAAAUGACUAUGGGAGAAAA
Molecule: messenger RNA, 2985 nt
Organism: Mustela erminea (ermine)
Lineage: Eukaryota; Metazoa; Chordata; Mammalia; Carnivora; Mustelidae
Gene: ARMC12
Product: armadillo repeat containing 12
Exons: 6
Coding region: 2050-2955 (301 amino acids)
Cellular component (GO): nucleus
Source: RefSeq, a predicted model, not a curated record